Messenger RNA from Vigna angularis (adzuki bean), 4116 nucleotides. RefSeq names its product transposon Tf2-1 polyprotein. Gene Ontology annotation, biological process: DNA integration. Bases 1 to 4116 code for a protein of 1371 amino acids. Gene Ontology annotation, molecular function: nucleic acid binding. The record is from RefSeq and is a predicted model, not a curated record. The transcript has 7 exons. NCBI's taxonomy places the organism in Eukaryota, Viridiplantae, Streptophyta, Magnoliopsida, Fabales, Fabaceae.
AUGAAAUCCAUCUUAACGGACGCUCAGAGUCCCAUCACCUGGGCGGUUUUCAGAAGUAAGUUUUAUGAGGAGUACUUUCCAGAUAGCGUUCGUUACGCUAAGGAAGUUGAGUUCCUUCAACUGGCGCAAGGAGCAAAGUCUGUGUCGGAGUAUACCAACACAUUUAAACACCUUUUGAGGUUCAAUACCAUGGCGACCAAUGAGGAGUGGCAAUGCAGAAAAUUUGAAAAUGGGCUGAGGAGUGAUCUGAAGGUAUUAAUCUCCAGUUUGUGCAUCCGAUCGUUUCCUGCUAUGGUUGAGCGAGCCAAGGUCUUGGAGAAGAAUAUGGCAGAGGCGGAACGACAGAAGAAGCAGCAACAAGUGAGUAGGGGACCGAUCGUGUCCAGGGGAGGUACUGUUCAGAGGAGACCUCCUUACGCUCGUCCAAACCAGCCUUCUCAUGCAAGCGGGUCACAAGCAGUGGUUCCUGUCGGGCAGUCUGGACAAGGAAACGUGGUUUGCUUCCAGUGUGGAGGGCCACAUUAUCGGUCUUCAUGCCCUCAGUUGGUGGGAGGAAAGCACUACAACCGUUGUGGAAGGAACGGGCACUCGGAUAACGAGUGCAACAUGAGUGGACGUGCAGUGAUGAGGCCACCUAAUGCUGGAAGGAACCAACCGAGAGGUGGUAGAGCACAAGCCGUGGGGCGCGUCUAUGCUAUAACUGGAGCAGAAGCAGCAAGCCAGGCGUGUGUUGAGAAACUGGGCGUAGUUGAGAGAGAUAUGCAGUUCGACCUGGUGGUGUCAACCCCAGCGGCUGGAGAGAUUAGGACGUCUACCGUAUGCAUUAGAUGUCCUAUUGUGGUUGAGGGGCGUAGUUAUAAGGUGAACUUAAUCUGUUUGCCUUUGAAGGAUUUAGAAGUGAUUCUAGGAAUGGAUUGGUUGGCUACCAAUCACAUUCUUAUAGAUUGUGGAGCGAAGGAAUUAAUCUUUCCUGGUGAAGAAGAAGAAGUACUGUCAGUGACGCUCGGUCAGCUGAAAGAAGACAUUAUGGAGGGCGCUAGCUGUUUCCUGAUUAUGACGCAUGAAGAUCAGGAAUUCAGAGGAUUGGUAAAAGAACGAUCGUCCACUAGUGACAGUAAUGGACGAUCGGUUGUGGAUGAGUUUGCGGACGUCUUUCCGGAAGAAAUACCGGGACUGCCUCCUGUUCGUGAAGUUGAAUUCACCAUUGACUUGGUGACAACGGCAGCACCCAUCUCAGUUCAACCAUAUCAUAUGGCGCCUGUAGAAUUGGUUGAACUUAAGAAGCAGAUUGCAGAGCUAAUGGAUAAACAAUUUAUCAGGCCGAGCGUAUCACCAUGGGGAGCGCCUGUCCUCUUAGUGAAGAAGAAAGAUGGCAGCUCUCGAGUGAAGGAGGACGACAUCCAGAAGACUGCUUUCAGGUCUCGUUACGGACACUACGAGUAUGUAGUGAUGCCGUUCGGUGUGACGAACGCACCAGCAAUCUUCAUGGAUUAUAUGAAUCGGAUAUUCAGACCUUAUUUGGACAAGUUUGUGGUCGUCUUCAUAGAUGAUAUUCUCAUCUACUACAAGACACAAGCCGAACACGAAGAACACUUGAGGGCAGUACUGACCGUGUUGAGAGAAAAGGAGUUAUAUGCAAAGCUGUCCAAGUGUGAAUUUUGGAUGAAAGAAGUACAGUUUUUAGGACAUGUGGUGUCGGCUGGAGGUAUUUUAGUGGAUCCAACUAAGGUACGAGCGGUACUGGAAUGGGAGAGUCCGCGUUCGGUCACUGAGGUUCGUAGCUUUGUGGGACUCGCGGGCUACUACAAACGCUUUAUUGAAGGAUUCGCUAAGAUAGUAGCUCUGCUGACUCAGUUGACUAGAAAGGAUCAAUCGUUCGCCUGGACUGAUCUGUGUGAGGAACGUUUUCAAGAGCUGAAGCACAAGUUGACGAGCGCUCCAGUGUUGGUCAUUCCAGACACGGCCAAGCCGUUCGAAGUGUAUUGUGAUGCGUCUCACCAAGGUCUGGGUUGUGUACUGAUGCAAGAAAAGCGAGCGGUAGCGUACGCAUCCCGUCAAUUGAAGAUUCACGAAAGGAAUUACCCAACGCACGACCUGGAGUUGGCAGCGGUCGUUUUUGCGCUGAAGAUUUGGAGGCAUUUCUUGUACGGAUCCACGUUCCAAGUCUUCAGUGAUCACAAGAGUCUCAAGUACCUCUUUGAUCAGAAGGAGUUGAAUAUGAGGCAGAGGAGGUGGCUUGAGUUCUUAAAGGAUUAUGACUUCGAACUACUCUACCAUCCAGGAAAGGCGAACGUGGUAGCGGACGCUCUGAGCAGAAAAGUGGUACAUGUGUCGUCCAUGAUGGUGCGCGAGCUGAGUUUGUUGGAGCCGAACAGUAUCAAGUGUUGUAACCUUAGAAUAUCCAGCGACGUGUUUGAGCGGAUCAGAAAGAAGCAACGAGAGGAUGAAGAGUUAGUGAAGAUAUUUGAUGCCCUCGGUACGGAUCAGGCCAAGGAGUUUAACACUGGAACGGACGGUUUCUUACGUUAUAAGGGCCGGACGUGCAUCCCAAAUGAUGGAGAUCUGAAGAGAAUUAUUCUGGAGGAAGGUCAUCACAGCCGUCUUAGCAUGCACCCUGGCAUGACUAAGAUGUAUCAAGACCUCCGGAAAUCCUUUUGGUGGCCUGGAAUGAAGAGUGAUGUCGCUCGUUUUGUGCCAUCAUGUCUAACCUGUCAACGAGCGAAGGCGGAGCACCAAAGACCUGGCGGAUUACUUCAGCAGCUGGAAAUUCCCGAAUGGAAGUGGGAUAGCAUAUCCAUGGAUUUCGUGACUCAUCUACCACGCACGGUCAGGAAUCAUGACUCAAUUUGGGUGAUCGUGGAUAGGCUAACGAAGAGCGCCCACUUCCUGGCAGUCAACUUGAAGAUGUCGAUGACCAACUUGGCUAAAUUGUAUAUCCAGGAGAUCGUUCGUUUACAUGGAGUUCCCUCGAGCAUAAUUUUUGACCGAGACAUGAGAUUCACAUCUCGGUUUUGGCAAUCUUUGCAAGGCGAAUUGGGAAGCAAGCUGCAGAUGAGUUCAGCCUAUCACCCUCAGACGGACGGCCAAUUUGAAAGGACGAUCCAGACGCUGGAAGAUUUAUUGAGGACGUGCGUCCUAGAUCACUUAGGCGCUUGGGAUGAAAUUUUGCCGCUAGUGGAAUUCACGUAUAACAACAGUUUUCAGGCGAGCAUUGGAAUGGCACCGUUUGAAGCACUCUAUGGGAGGAAAUGUCGAACGCCAUUUUGCUGGUUCCAAGAAGGAGAGCACGUGCUAACUGGACCUGAACUUAUCCAGCAAACGACCGAGAAAAGAAGAAGACCAUUGGAGUUCGCUGCAAGAGAUCAUGUGUUUCUUCGACUCAACCCAAUCACUGGUGUAGGCCGAGCCGUUCGUCCAAAGAAGCUGUCUCCCAAAUUCAUUGGACCGUAUCAAAUCCUGAGGAAAAUCGGACCAAUAGCGUACGAGCUUGCAUUGCCGCCUCAGCUAUCGAACCUUCACCCCGUCUUCCACGUUUCCCAACUUCGGAAGUACAUAGCGAACCCAUCUCACGUACUGGAGUUGGAAGACGUUCAACUGCGCCAAGACCGAACGCUGGAACUGCAACCAGUACGUGUAGAAGAUCGCCGCACCAGGCUAUACAAAGGAAAAGACGUUCGUCUAGUUAAAAUGGUGUGGGACGCAAAGACUGGAGAUUCAACGUGGGAAGUGGAGGAUGCUAUGAAGGACUUGUAUCCCCACUUAUUUCCGGGUUUUAGCAGUUCCAAAGAAGCCUUACCCACAGUUUACCACUCUCCAUUGCCAAAGAAGCCUUACCCACAGUUUACCAAUCUCCAUUGCCAAAGAAGCCUUACCCACAGUUUACCAGUCUUCAUCGAUGGUGUUGAAGUAGAGUUCUACUGGGACGUGUUGAGUUGGGUGGUUGAUAGUGAAAACGACAAUGGCUAUGGUGUUUUUGUGUUUCAAGUAGGUGAUGGUGGCGUAGUGUGGCCUGAAAUGGUGGGGCCAGAGAAGAAGUUGAUGAAGAAGAGGUUGGUGGGACCCACUAUGGGGUCGUCAAUAGCGACUCUAUCGCCGUCAAACUCUGGCGUGUUGUAG